This is a messenger RNA of Diachasmimorpha longicaudata, 5087 nucleotides long. RefSeq lists its product as uncharacterized. Lineage: Eukaryota; Metazoa; Arthropoda; Insecta; Hymenoptera; Braconidae. The record is from RefSeq and is a predicted model, not a curated record. The transcript is spliced from 2 exons. The coding region runs from base 207 to 4469 and encodes 1420 amino acids.
CGUCCCCCACCACUGAAAUUUAGUAAACUACUCAUCAAUGGGCCUUUGUGCGUGCAAAAGAAGAGAUGUUCCUGAACACGUGUUGCCAGUUGUGUAUAAUUCUCCAAAAUAUCCUGCAAAUACAAUCGAUAAUCCCCUCGUGAACUUGCACCAGUGAGAGUGAAUUUAAUAACUAAAUCAUCAAAUGAUAAUUGAAACGUGUCAAGAUGUAUUGUGGACCAGAGCCUGGAAGUGUAAAAUGCGAGAUAACCUGGACGAAAGUCAAAAACACCAUACCCCGGCGAAUGGAGGGUGACUCCCUGAUUCAUCUCUUGACUGCAAAAAAAAAAUUAAAGAGACGAACAAAAUUGCUGAACUAUCACUUGCGAAAGCAUGUGAAUAACACAAUUUCCUAUGCUAACUAUAUUAAAGCAAAAACAGCGAUUCUGAGAAGUUUGUCGGAGGACGAAGAGACGAGUGAUUCUGAUGUAACUGAUGAUUUAUCAAAACGUCAUGGUGGGGCCCGCAAUUCAAAGAAUGCUGCCCUUCGAAGCCUCAUAGAGGAGAUGAUACUGGAGUCUCCGGGUUCAGCUGAUGAAUUCGAACCGAAGAGAAAAUGUGGGGAACACACGGGACGGAGAAAAAGGGAUGGAUUGAGGGAUAAUCCUAAGAGACGGAAAAAUUCAGAAACCACUGCAUCAGAGUCUGAAUGGGAAAAAGCUCCAGUCGCUGUUGUGAACAGAUCCAGGGGAAGACCCAGAAAAUAUCCCUUAGCUACGAAAACUCCAGUAAGGAGAGCAGGUCGUAAGUCAUUGAGGUCAAGUAUGAUUAGAGGGAAUUGUCAAGAUGUUGAAGGAUCGAGAGAUUCUAAUGUCGGUAAUGAAUCAGUAAUAUCAUACGAUGAAUCCUCCACGAGAGAUUCCGAGUCAAGGAGAAUUGUUGGAGAGAGAAAUUUAGAUGUUGAGGAGGAAUCAGGGGACUUGGAUUCGUCGAGUGUAAUUAGAAUGAAGCUUCCAGAUAAAUUACGUAGAAGAAAAUCGAAGUCGAGGACAGUUAAUGGUGAGAAAGAAUCGGAUGUUGAUGAUGAAUCAGACCAAUCAGACUCCUCAAUGUUGACAGAGGGAGAUAAACCUGAAGCCGUUGAAUAUUCAACGAGAUCCAAGGUUAUAGCUAAGAAAAGACGUUCGAUUGUUGAUGAGUUAGAGACACCAAGGUCUUCGACUUUAAAUCAAGGAAAUAAAUUUGUAGAUGUUGAUUCCCUCAGGCGAAAGUUAAUGUCGAGAAAAAUUACUGAUCGGUCAGAAAACUGGAAGUCUUCAUCUCCAGUUAAAAGAGGGACAUCCCAAGAUGAUCAGUGUUCUACGCGGGUGCUAAGAUCGAGGACAAUUAGUUUGGAGGAAAACACAAAUCUUGAUACAUCGGGGGCAUUAAAAUCUCCAGCUCCAAUGACAACAAAUAAAUCCCCCGUUAAAUCUCUCAGGAAAACCUCGACAUUGAGGUCUCUCAAAGAAAAUAAUUUGGCUGUUCAGGAUACAUCCAACAAAUUUGAAUGCUCAACUGCAACUGAAAAACGGAAAUCCCAAAAUUCUAAGUCUUUUGAGAAAUCCGUAAAGUCCCGAGCUAUUUCGGACAAAAGAGAUUCAAAUGGUUUUCAUGAAUCAAUUGAAGAAAUAGUAACACCUCAGCAGAGAACUGAUACUGUUCCAAUCAUAGCAACGAAUACAACAGCAAUCAAGAAUUUCAAUUCCUCUAAUGACGUGAACAGUCACAUUUUCGAAAAAAUAUCAAGAAUGAUUUCCAACGGUGUUGACCCUCAUCUAGCAACUGAUGCCAGUAAAAUAUACUCAACCGAUGGUUCGACGAAUGGACAGGAGACACCCGGAGGUUACAGCACUGAUGCCGAAUUUCGAACCCCCCAAACAUCAGACUGCGAUAUAAGUGAUGAAGAGGAGAAAAAAAAUCAGACAUUCGAGAAUUCCAUGGCGAAUAGUCCAGAAUUUCCUUCAAACGUCUCUGGAGAGAACUCAAUGGAUAAUAACGACAUGUUUGAAGAAGAAAAAGUAAUUUUCCACUCUCAGUUGAGCAUUGUUGACUCGUCUAGUUACAUUGACAGCCAAAAUGAUCACACUGAGCGCAGACACUCUCCAAAGUCUCCAGUAAAAAAUUCACUCAUUUGUCAGAAUGAUUCUUUACAAGAUAAGAAGGUUGCUGAUGAUUUGGGGAUGAAUGGAGUCCCUGAUAUGUCCAACGUGGAAGACUCAAAAUUGGGCAUAUUGAACAACGAGAGGGAGGACCGUGUUUCUGUUGGAACAGAUUCAAUUGUCGUCACAUUCACUCAAGAAUUUGAUGCGAAAGAGGAGAAAGCAACCGAAAACCUUGAAGAAUAUGUGGAAAAUGCUGUGAAAGCCUACGAUGAGAGAUUCGUUGCCACAGCGAGUCCUCCCACUAAUCAAAGAAAAAAUUCAUUCAAAGAAUUCAGAGCCUCAGGAAACGUCGUCGAAAAAAUAAAUGAAUCGAAUAAUUCAGUUUCGAAAGGCACAGAUAAAUCCACUGGAAAGGCAUCGAUUCCUUCAAGAUCAGUUAAGAAGAUUGUCACGAGUCCUAAAACUCCUGAAGACGUGAAGAGGAACCUGAUAGCUGUAUUGGACAACGUUUCAGACGAGUCGUCACUCGGAAAUGUUGAAAAUACGGAGGACAAUUCAAAUGUCCUUCAGAAUAAAGUCAACACCCCUGACGCGCCAACGUCAAGUGUAGAUGGGGAUGCGUCUCGACCUGGGGAUGAAUUCCCAGUGGCUCCAGCUGAUUCUGGGAUCGAUGAGGAGUCCCAGAACAGCUCCCCCCAAGAAUAUCGAAAUUUCGGAGAAGAGAAACUCAAAUCUGAGAAAAACACUGGAGGCUGUUCUGCAUCGAAGAAGAGGGAAAAGAAAAUAGUCCAAGACGCUGAAGAAAGUAAAACUCAGAAGAAAGCUGAAGUCUCUCCAUCGAAGAAAAUCGCGAAUUUGAAGAUCACCUGCACAGAAGUCGUAAAGUCUAAAUAUCUUAUAAUAAAGAAUCGAGAGAACGGAAAUGGGAAUAACCGGUCUUCUGGGGGAAGUCCAACAGCUGGAAAGAAGGUCGUGUCUAGAUCAACGGGGCCGAAAUCGCCAGGUUCAGCCCAACAAUCUCUGCAUGAGUCUGAUGAUGAGGUCAGAGUUCGGUACGGAGAAACCUCAGAUGAAGAUCUCUACAACAAUUUUUCGUCCUUUGGUUAUCAGGUGAACAGUUAUAGCAUUAAUGGAAAUGAUAACGAGGCUUCAGACUCGGCAUUUCCUUGUCGUUCUCAGGAAGAUGAGGAAUGGGAAAGAGCGAGAAGGGAGAAACGAAGGUCUCUGGCGGUUGCUACUGAAUCCGAAUCGUUAAAAUAUGUUUUGAAUCAUCUCCCUGCUCAGGGGAAUCAAAUGGUUGGUGGCUGUGAGGAGAAAGAGAAUGCUCUCGAGGCGGAAUUGUUGGUGCGGAAGCAGUUGGAGUCUGAGACCGGACUGGAAAAUGAAGGGGAAGAGGGUGCAGUCCGCUCGAGACCCACCAACAUCCUUGAGUUUAUUGAAGGAACACAUAUGGUUCCCCUGGAGGCGGUUCCAUCCUUCACUCUAGGGGACAUUGGAGAAGAUGAUGAUAUUUAUCUUAUGGAAAUUCCCAAGUCCGUAUUGCAACGGAAUUUGGUGGGCCAGAGGUUGCGGCUGGGGGAGAAGAAGAUUGUUUUUGGCGAAGGUCGAUACCAGAUUCAAAGAAAAGAGGCCGCGGCAAUGUCUUGUAUUCUACAUCGCGGGGACAAGAGAAAUCGGUAUAAAACAGGAAUCAUCGAACCCGUGGAUCACAUCAUCGUUAGGCAGCAAUUCAAGGAUGAUAUCAUGACGACACCUAAGAUUGAAGUAGAACCAGGGAUGUCCGUGCCAUUCCCCAAGAACAUCAAGUCUCGAAAUCCGUUAGUCCUCGGAGAUCAGACAUCGACCAGUAAUCUACUGGAGUCAACGAGGAUAGAACAUGAGGAGGGCGAAGUCCGAGGAGAACAAGUCUCCAAUAGUCACCGGAAAAAACGACGUGCCAGUGCAACAUCAGAUGAAUCAGAGAGAAUCAGCAGUGGUGAAAAAUGUAAAAGGCCUCGAGUUCUCAUCGCAGCACACGAAGAGGACGCAAUCGAAGAUCAGGAGCAUUCACAUGAUGAGUCAAACAUUGCGAAUCGACGGAAUAUCAAGGAUAAAAAGGAGUCCAAGAGGCUCAGGAAAUUAUUCUGUGAACAGGAGUCCUUGAUUGAUAUUCCGAAUGAUUCAUGCGUGGAAGACAAGACAAAAAAGCGAAGAAAGAGAUUGUCAGAAAGCUCUUAUAAAUGUGAAGAUCUUCCCACUGUAACGCAUGAGGAAAUUAUGUCAGAAUCGGAAAACAAGGGGAAUAACGACGAAGCUCAAAUUUCGAAAAGGAGUUUCUAUGCCCAAAUGAUGGAAGAUUCUGACUAAUUGUUGCUCUAAUUUUCCUACUUAUAGGAAACUUUUUGUUUUUUCUUUCAUUAAAGAGAAGAAAAAAAGUUGUAAAUACUAUUAAAUAUGAUCAGAGAUAAUGUGAGAAGGAAUUCACCUAAAUAUUUUUGCAAUGGCCUCAUUUCCAACUUGGAACCUGUAUAAUUCAUGUUCCAUUUACAGAUAUUCAACAUAAUAAUAAACAUUAAAUGUCAUUAAAAGUUUACGUUUUUGAACCCUCAUGACCGCCUCCUGAAUAUUAUUUUCUCUCCGAAGCAAUUGGAAACAUCGUAUGACUACGUUCACGACAUUUCCAAUUCGAAUUCUCCCGCCGAUUAGAGGUUACCCCUUCUCUCGAAUCUGAAAUCGUUGUUUAUUUUUCUGGGACAAUCACGAGGAAAAAAAAUUGGUUGUCUCCGUGAUCGCAUACGGAAUAUAAUAAGUCAGUUGACGUAGUGGUAUUCUGAACAUUUAUCGUCGCCUGAAAACUUUACCCAACCUGUAAAGGAAGAAGAAAACACGAAAAGGUUGAGUGACAACCGACAUACGGUGCAUUUGUUUAGUUCAUUGGAUUGGAUAUAAUAAUUAGAGUUCUACGGAAAUUACCGAAGACAAGGU